AUGUCGCUGCAGAAUAUUCUCGCUGCGGCAAACUCGCCGAAAUUGGUUCGUAUUAUCUCCACCGUUGAAUCCGUACUGAAGCCGUUGAACAAAAGCGGGGAUACCGCCAGGGCCCCUGUCAGCGCCACGGAGAAGGGCCGUGGUGAACGGAAGUUUGCUGAGAACACGGUGUUCCUCAACCUCUACGACCUGACUGAGGCGAAUGAUGUCUUGUACCACGCCGGGAUAGGCCUCCACCACACCGGCGUGGAGGUGUACGGCAUGGAGUUUGCGUUUGGCCGCUGCGAUGAGGGCUCCGGGGUGUUUGAGGUGGCACCGAGAUAUUCGCCCCCACACAUUUUUCGCGAGCAACUCGUUCUUGGCGAGACACAACUAUCACAGCAGGAGGUGCUCAACCUUGUGAAGGAGUUUAAGGAGAAUGACCGUCAGUGGUCCGGCCGUGCGUACCAUCUGGUGCAGAACAAUUGCAACCACUUUUCAGAGGCCUUUGCGAUGCGACUGUUGCCCCCGGAGGUGCGGGCAGAGCAGCAAAGACAAGGAAACCUCCGCGUCUACGAUGAUGGUGAGCGGGAGGUGGUCGAACUGUCAAAUGGUAAGACGGCGAUUCUGCCACCGUUAAUGCCUCGCUGGAUCAAUCGCUUGGCACGCAAUGCAUCACGCUUUAUGCCCAGUAAAUUGGUUGAACGGAUCGAUGCGAUGGAUCGAGGAGGAGGGGGUGGUGGGGGAGUAGCGGAGUAG
This is a messenger RNA of Trypanosoma cruzi, 738 nucleotides long. RefSeq lists its product as uncharacterized. The record is from RefSeq and is a predicted model, not a curated record. Lineage: Eukaryota; Euglenozoa; Kinetoplastea; Trypanosomatida; Trypanosomatidae. Gene Ontology annotation, molecular function: deubiquitinase activity. Gene Ontology annotation, biological process: protein deubiquitination. The transcript has a single exon. Bases 1 to 738 code for a protein of 245 amino acids.